ACUGCUGAGGCUGGGGCCAGGCUGCUGAGAUGAAGCUGGGCAGCGCCAUCCCCUGGGCCUUGCUGCUCAGUACAGCCACACUGGUUUCAACUGCACAGAAUAAAGGUUCUGAUGACUGCGGGGGCUUCCUCAAAAACUAUUCCGGCUGGAUCUCCUACUAUAAGGCGCUGACGACGAACUGUGUCUGGACCAUCGAGAUGAAACCCGGGCACAAAAUUAUACUGCAAAUCCUUCCUCUCAACCUCACCUGCGGGAAGGAGUAUCUAGAAGUCCGAGACCAACGGGCAGGACCUGAUAACUUUUUGAAGGUUUGUGGAGGCACAACUUUUGUCUAUCAGUCUUCUUCCAACGUUGCGACUGUUAAGUACUCCAGAGACUCCCACCACCCAGCCUCCUCCUUCAAUGUCUAUUUCUACGGCAUCCCACAAGGAGCCAAAGCUUAGACUCGUGUCUGAGGGUGGACAAGCAUUACAGAGGAAAGCCAUCUUUCCUGAAGACUCUUCUGGAAUCAGCAGGCCACGAGGACCAGCGUUUCCUGGUCACUUGUCUGAUCGCAGCUGCCCAUCCUGUCCUGUCUCCUCCAUCUUUCCAGCUAGGCUUUUCCCUGCAAAGGGAAAUUUCUCACUCCUGAGCUUUUAGAUAACUUGCCAGUCUUGUGGUUGGGUCAUUCUAUUUAUUGCUAUAAUCGUUUUGAAUAAAGUCUCUUUAC
Messenger RNA from Sus scrofa (pig), 709 nucleotides. RefSeq names its product seminal plasma sperm motility inhibitor/spermadhesin AQN-3-like protein (gene SPMI). Gene Ontology annotation, biological process: single fertilization. The record is from RefSeq and is marked provisional. NCBI's taxonomy places the organism in Eukaryota, Metazoa, Chordata, Mammalia, Artiodactyla, Suidae.